GGAGACGCUGGUUGCUUCUUUGUGGACCUGAAACUAACUCGCCACUACCCGUAGAUACCGCUGGAAAAUCCUAUAGUGCCCAGAUCCUGACCCUGCCACCCCCGUCAAAAGGCGUUACUUUCUCUUGCGUUCCCACUGUUUUCCUCCUUGCUCAGACGAGCGGUUAAAUCUACGAACCUGGAGCCAUUUCACCGUCGUCGUGCUCCUCUUCCUCCUCCUCACAAUAACCUGGACGACCGCCUUACGUCCACCAUCAAGUCUUGCAGGAUACUGUCGCACACUACCUCGUUUGUAGAGGCUAGUUUCCUCUGCUUCAUCUCCACCCUCUUCGAGCCACCUUAACGGUCAUUUCUUCGAGCAACCUGAAACAGCAAAGAAUAGAUAGAGGAGAGAAACGAAAGGAAAAUCAAGGCAGGAUUCAAACAAGACCAAGAUACAAGUCCUCUUCAGCAUGGGACAACAGCAAUCGAAGAAUGUGUCCCGGUCAAAUGGGGGAGGAUUGCAGGUCGAAGGCUUACAAGCGUAUCCUUCAAUCUCAAAAUCCGACACAAAGGACUCCAGCCGUUCCAUCCGUGGCUCGAUUCGUUCCAAGAUACCAGGAAGUGGCAGGAGUGAUAAGACGGACAGCCCAAGGGCCUCUAAUGGAACCCUUGCGCGCUCAGACAGUGCUCCUCCCGAAGGGUUAGACGCUGCCUUUGCUCGCUCUUCUAUUUCGCGACAUGCCCGCAACCUCUCUGGCUCUUCCUUGCCAAUUCCACCAGUCAGCUCACAGGACGAUUUGCAGGAUGAAGCGCCAAACCCACCACCUUCCCCUCCACACUCAUCAUCAAUCGGUCGUGGCCACAAGGAUGUCAAGGCCGCACAAAAAUCCGGAGAAGUUGACCACGUGUCCGAUGCUGGUCCGCAACAUGUUGCUCCAACGACCGUUGCUCAAAAGGCCGGCGAGUCCAUCCUGAUUAAGAGAGAGAAUUCUCUCAACCCCGUCUUGAACGAGUCCGGCGCCAGGUCGGUAAUAGACCAGAAUGGGACUAACGGAUCCCCCGGCAUGACUAUCGGAGCGCUCAAGUCUAUCGAUGUUGACGAUAUGAUAACGCGACUCCUUGAUGCUGGCUAUUCCACCAAAGUCACGAAAGCAGUGUGCCUCAAAAACGCUGAAAUCAUUGCCGUCUGCACCGCUGCUCGCGAACUUCUUUUGACGCAGCCAGCUUUACUCGAGCUCUCAGCGCCAGUGAAGAUCGUCGGCGAUGUUCAUGGCCAAUACACUGACCUAAUCAGACUUUUCGAAAUGUGUGGAUUCCCUCCAAAUUCUAACUAUCUUUUCCUUGGUGACUAUGUCGACAGAGGGAAACAAUCUCUAGAGACUAUCCUUCUCUUACUCUGCUACAAGCUUAAAUACCCCGAGAAUUUCUUCCUACUUCGCGGAAAUCAUGAGUGCGCCAACGUUACACGCGUUUACGGUUUCUACGAUGAGUGCAAACGACGAUGCAAUAUUAAGAUUUGGAAAACAUUCGUCGAUACAUUUAACUGCCUUCCCAUCGCCGCUAUUGUUGCCGGCAAGAUAUUCUGCGUUCAUGGUGGCCUCUCUCCCAGCCUGUCUCACAUGGACGAUAUCCGCGGUAUUGCUCGACCAACUGACGUUCCUGAUUAUGGACUAUUGAAUGAUCUACUAUGGAGCGAUCCAGCGGAAAUGGAAGAGGACUGGGAGCCUAACGAACGAGGCGUAAGUUAUUGCUUUGGUAAAAAGGUCAUUAUGGAAUUCCUGCAGAGACACGACUUCGACCUUGUUUGUCGCGCACACAUGGUUGUCGAGGACGGGUAUGAGUUCUUUAACGAUCGCAUCCUUGUCACUGUAUUUUCUGCUCCUAAUUAUUGCGGCGCAUUCGACAAUUGGGGAGCCAUUAUGUCCGUCUCUGACGAACUCCUCUGCAGUUUCGAGCUGCUCAAGCCUCUCGAUUCAAGUGCUCUGAAGAACCACAUAAAGAAAGGCAGAAAUAAACGAAACAACGUUCUCAACAGUCCAGUAAGUUCCCACACUUCAUUGCCGUGGACUGUUAAUCCGUUUCUCACAACGGCAAAUUGUAUCUAUGAUAUAAAUACUAACUCCCUUCCCUCCAGCCUGCUAUGGUUUCUGCCCAAAGUUAUUGAGAGUGAAUCAAGAUACCCUACCUACUAUUUACACCCGCUAGAGGUCUACUCUUAGCUGUCGUACGCGAGAGAGGGAAUUCAAGAGCCAGACGCUUCUUAUUUUCUUCCACUAAUUGCUGGCCUUUUCAGCCUCGCACACUCUUCUUCCUCGUGCUACAAACAAUUUACAAGGGUUGGGGAUUUAUUGCGUGUGCCUACGUUAACAAACACGCGGCCUGAAACGGGACGGAUAACUAAUACCGAUGCUGCGAUUUCUGAAGCAAUACCAGCCGCCGUUUUUAUCCUAACUCAGCCAAUCCAUACUCCAUGGCAAGGACAAGAACCCAUGCCAUACCAUGCCAUGUCAUGCUGUCUUGGACCAACCGACACCCGCAUGACUCGCCAGCCUCCCAUGAAACCAAAAAAGAAUGCCCGACCAGCCAAUCAUUAACGAUUCCGCAAGGCUCGCUUUCCCAGGCCUAGGUGCCUUAGCAGCACACCAUUUCUGGCUUUCCACGCUUCCUAGGAUCUUACUUUUCGCCUCUUUUUCCCUGUAAUUAUUGGACGUAUCUACAUGCACAAGACUGGGAGAGCUUGAUGUAUUUUUUGUAGCGACAUGACCAUUUUUUUUUUUUUUUUUUUUCUUGACGCUUUGCUCGGCUUUCAUCUGUUUAAUUGAUGUGAUGAUAGCCGGUGUCAGAAGCGAAGGGACUGUAAUAUUUGCAUCCAUUAAGGCCCCCAUGGCUUGUUCUUUUGCUCUUUGAUGUGUUCAAUGAGACUUCGUUUGCUCUAUUCUACUUUAUCAUGACUUUUUCUGUUAUGCUCUUCGUGCUUUCGUAUUGUCUCCUGUUUAUACCUAAUACCAUCUCUUUACUGUUUAUUAUACCUGGCUCGGUUUUAU
Molecule: messenger RNA, 3025 nt
Organism: Trichophyton rubrum CBS 118892
Lineage: Eukaryota; Fungi; Ascomycota; Eurotiomycetes; Onygenales; Arthrodermataceae
Exons: 2
Coding region: 452-2200 (582 amino acids)
Cellular component (GO): nucleus; cytoplasm
Molecular function (GO): protein serine/threonine phosphatase activity
Source: RefSeq, a predicted model, not a curated record